AUGUCUUCCUCAUCGUUCCCAACUGCCUAUGAGCCGGAAGCGGCCAUCGUCCGCGAUCUCCGGGACUACAUAUUUCGGUCAUACCAGAGAGCUAGGGCCUUCAACUUUGCCAUUGCCUCUGCCCGUGCCAAAGAGAACGGCGGCCAGGAAGAUAUGAACCUGGAAGGGAUCUAUGACCUGAACGACUACCUGCGGUUCUGUGACAAGCUGCUCAAAUGGGCGCCGGACGUCUCUAGCCCAGGAGAUGCGCUACUUCGAAAGAUCCUCAUCUUCUACUGGGUAUUCGAACAGCCAUCUGUGCGAAACCUCCAGACGCCUGUGCUGCCUGAGACUUCGAACACGGACCUGUCCUGGAUUUCCUACUGGCUCGUGGGUUUUGCUCGAGAAAUUGGACACUGGAUGGAUACGCCAGAAUCCGCAGCCCAUGUCGAGUCCUUUUACAACAACCCUAUCUAUAAUAAGGACAUCGAGCUCUACAAGAAACCUCCCGGCGGCAAAUGGGGUUCAUUCAAUGAGUUCUUUUCCCGUAAGUGGGCGGACAUCAACGUUGCCCGUCCGAUAGCUGGGGCAGAUAACGACUCGGUCAUCGUCCACGGCGCCGAUUCUAUGUUUGGUGGCUCCUGGAACAUCGAGGAUGGAUUCGUCAACAUCGAGAACCAAGCCAUUACAGCGAAGGGGAUCAAGUGGCCCGUUAGCGAGCUGCUUCAGCGCCUAGGCCCGGAUUUCGAUAAUGGCAGCCUGAUGCACGCGUUCUUGUCGCCCCAUGAUUAUCACCGCCAGCAUGCUCCUGUGAGCGGUAAGGUCAUCGAGGUGAAGAACAUCCAGGAUCAGGUGUACCUCCAAGUUACCAAGAAACGAGACGGCACCCGUCUGGCGGCUGACCGGGGCCUUACUCGUGAGGCGACCGAGAUAUCACGAAGGGACCAUAAGAAGAAGGUCGAGCUUCGAUCGCUGGACGCCCCAGACGACGCAGGCUACCAGUGGUGCCAGACCCGAGGCCUGAUCAUCAUCGACACUGUCGUCCAUGGCAAGGUUGCUGUCCUGCCAAUCGGCAUGGCCCAGGUCUCGUCCGUGGUGAUGAGCGUGCAGAAAGGAGACUGUGUGCAGAAGGGUGAUGAAAUAUCGUACUUCUUGUUUGGGGGUUCGGACAUCGUCAUCGUCUUCCAGAACAGAGUCAAGUUCCGUGAUGAUCUCGAGGUAAACAAGACGAAGAUCAACGUGAGGGAAAAGCUGGCUACCUUUUAG
Molecule: messenger RNA, 1245 nt
Organism: Aspergillus puulaauensis
Lineage: Eukaryota; Fungi; Ascomycota; Eurotiomycetes; Eurotiales; Aspergillaceae
Product: phosphatidylserine decarboxylase
Exons: 1
Coding region: 1-1245 (414 amino acids)
Biological process (GO): phospholipid biosynthetic process
Molecular function (GO): phosphatidylserine decarboxylase activity
Source: RefSeq, a predicted model, not a curated record